Messenger RNA from Paramecium octaurelia, 643 nucleotides. The record is from the annotation of a GenBank genome assembly. NCBI's taxonomy places the organism in Eukaryota, Ciliophora, Oligohymenophorea, Peniculida, Parameciidae.
AUGAAAUAUUUGGAUUCAAUAAUACAAGGUUCAUUAAGGAAAGAGUCUUUCUAUUCUUAUAAUGAACUUAGUAAAGAAAUGGAGACCAAUAUUUCAGUCAAUAGUGAUGAGUAAAAGCAAUUGAAAACUGAAAGAUCAAUGUUAAGAUCACAGAGUUCAAGGGAACAAAAACGAGAAAUUAAUUAAUAAACUAAAAUGGCAAUUUUUAAUUUAAUUGAAGCUAAGUCAUUGUAUUAUAUGGAAUUCCAAAAGGCAAAUUCAAAAUUGGAGAAUAUCAAAUCAUUAAAGGAUUAGUAAUAGAAAAAGAUGAUCUCUGAUAAAUUGAUAUAAGACAUUAAAUAUAUCUAAAAGUAACCAUCUAUGAUAAUGAGUUCAGAUCAAUUAGAGGAGAAAGAUGGAAAAUAGAUUUACAAAGAUGUAUUCAAUGUAAAUUUAUAUCUUAAAUAUAUCUAUGUAGGAUCUAAAAAAAUUGGCGGACAACUAUGCAAGUAGAUUAUCAGAGUUUGAAAAGUCAUCAUCGAAUCGUCAAAGAAUAUAUACUUUAUAACACUAAGGGGUGAAUCAGUAAUACAAUGGAAACACAGCUAUCAACAAAUUUAAGGAAUUAUCCAAAUCAAUAUAAAAAUAAAAAGAAUUCUUUUGA